GUUUUUUUAAUUUUUUAAGACAUAAAACUUGCUUUGACAUUUAGAUAUAAUGAAAAUUUUGGUAAAAACAUUGUAACAAGUAGAGGAUAGUGAACUAAAUAAAAUAAUAUUGUUGUAAGUAUCUACUACUUUAACUUUUUAUUGUUGUUUGUGCCAAUUGUGCCUGAUAAUUUCUCUAUAGGAAGUAAAUAUUUCUGGAAGGUUAAUAUUUUGUCGACAUUGUCAGUAAAACUGCGAGGUCAUUGUCGAUUUCUAAAUGAUUUUAGGGCCGAUUUAUCUUCAAUUUCCAAAUAUGGAUAUAGAUAAUGGACCAGAGGUGCCAGUACCAGUCAGUGGUACAGGUGUGGAUAUUGAACAGUCUUUUUUACAACAGUUCAGUUGUAUGGGGACAACAGACAAAGAUGAAUUGAUUCAACAACUGCAAAAGCUUGUUGGCAGCCAACUUAAUUACUCCACAGCUGCGUUUUUCUUGGAUAUGAACAACUGGAAUUUACAAGCAGCAAUUUGCUCAUAUUUUGAUAUAGAGUCUCCAUGCCCUCUUCCAUCCAUGAAAUUGAUCUCAGAUCCUGUAGCAAGUGAACACACAGAUGUAGAACCAAAUAUCAGGUUUAAAAAGUCCUGGAACAUAGUAAAUAGUGGUACAGAGAAGUGGCCUGCAAACUGUUAUGCUCAAUGUUCAGAUGGUGAUAAUUUUGGAGCUGAUCGAGUUCAUGUUCCUUGUUUAGAUCCAGAAGAGGGAUAUCAUUUGGUUGUAGAUAUGGUUAGUCCCACAGUACCUGGCAUAUAUCAAAGUAAAUGGAGAAUGUGUACAGACAUAGGAACUUAUUUUGGUGAUCCAAUGUGGGUGAUAGUAACUGUAGUGGAAGAAGGCACAGUUGCUUUAACAAAUCAACUAUCUCAUUUUAACGAAUUAGGUGCAUUACCUCCCCCUACUAGUAACUAUAAUCCCUUUUCACCACAUCAAAUCCAUAUAGGACAUACCCCGGAUACAGCCCCUCCAGAUGGAAAAGACACAUCCAUGUUUUAGUACCUGCUUAAACUAUUUUACAGUGCCACACUUUAAGGAGGGAGAAUGCAUUUAUGUGAAUGAAUAAAUGAAAAAAUAUAUUAUAGUUAAAAUACAUAUUUUGCAAAAAGUAUAAGAGUUUGCUGAAAGAAGAGUGAUUAGAUAUAGGUUAUUCAUUUAGAGUUAGUAAUUUUAUAUAUUUAACUGAUAUCAAGAGGCAAUUAUAGAGAUAUUGAAUUUAUUUUAAAGAGGGACUUGUCUUAGAAUUAAUCAAAUAUGUAUAAAUGUUUUUGUAAUUCGUUGUUUAUCUUCCUAAUCAAAUUGUAUACAAUUACAUUGGGAAUAUUAUCACAUUUUUAUUAUCUUUCCUUUCAACAUGUCGAGUUGUAAGGUUACAAAAAAUAUGAUCAAAUACACUAUGGAAAAACAAAAUUAAGGAUGUUAACUAAGAUUUUCCUUAUUCUUUUUUUUUUUUUUCAAGUUGUGAUAAUUAUAUCCACAAAAUCUUUUUACUUUAUUAUUUUUUUUAUAUAGUUUGUCAACACUUUAUUUGGUAUUAUACAGAGUUAUAAACUCACUCUAAUAUCCAAAACACUUACAAAGUGGAUAAAAAGUGAUUUUUUUACAUUUACAUUGAAAUUGGACUGUUAUUGGUCAUCACAGCUUUUAAAAUUUUUAUCACAAAUUGUCAAAAGGUUUUUAAUUUCCAUUGUACAUUAAGUGAAAGAUUAAAAGUGAUAGUAAUUAAUAAAAUUUUUAUUUUGGAUACAAAACAGGAAGAAGAUAAAAUGUUAUGAACAACACUUUGAUUUGAAAAUAAGAGUAGGAGAGAAUAACAGUGGUUACAAAAUUAAUAAACAAUUUUAUUGUUUAUUAGCAUUUCACAUAAAUUUACUGACAUAGAAAUCUGAAUGCCCAUUAUAAAUUAUGAGUUAAAAAAUAUUUUGUGCAAUUAUUAUACAUAGUAGCAAAAUAAACAAGCGAUCCAAAUUUCAAUAUGAUUGAAACAACUUACAGGGGUAAAUAGAUUAAUAUUGUGUUGUAAAUUAACUCCUCCUGAAAUCACUUCCCAAUAGUUUCUGAUUUAGGAGCCAGGUCAGAAGAUUGACUCCAGCCUGCAUGGAAGUCCAUGGUGAAUCUCGCAAUGUGUGACCUUGCAUUAUUCUGCUGAAAAAUUGGAGGUUGCCGCAUCAAAAGAUAAGAUAUAAGAUGAGAUUCCAGAAUGUCUUCUACUUGUCGACAAGCUGUCAAGCUCUUGACCUUGAACCACACCAUAACCCCAACAUGCUGUUCGUCAAAAAACUGAAUUUUACCUUUUACCAUGUUACUUUCUGACCUUAGCUUGGUCAUCAUGCAUCCCUAAACAAAAUCGAGAUUCAACACUUAAGACAACCCCGUUGAUCUUCUGGUCCCAAGUUAAUUGUUCUCUGCCUCUGCACCCAGUGUGACUGAAAUGAAAAAAAGGCCAAAACUGAAUUUUACAAUAAAUUCUUUGUAUUCUAAUUGGUCUUCCGUGUUCUGCAAACCGUUGAUUUGCAAUAGACCGGUAGUGGAGAAGUGAUCUCUUAGAGCCAUCAACCUUAGGCAACAAUCUUGAUGUCCUGUUGUUCUUCAGAAGCCACUUUGUGCUCCUCUAUCUUCAUGUUCGACCUUCUUGACGCAGUGAUGCACCCAGAGUGGAAGGGUUUUGGGGGGUUAAACCCUACCCAGGACACUAUUCAUACACUGUUACCCACAAAUUUUAAGGACUCAAAAUAGAGGUAGCAUAAAAAAAAUUUUGGUGACCAAACAAAUCCACUCCCACAGGAAAAUUCUAGGUGCGCCACUGCCUUGACGCCAUGGCCGAUAACAUCUAACACCGUAUCUAAACUUCUGUGAACCUUAUUCACAAUUUCCUGAAAAGAAAGUCUGACUUGUCUUAAGGCUAAGUAUAAUAUAAAAUGAAAACCGAAACUUAGAAUGGAUGUUCUGAUUUCUAUGUCACUUAAUAUAUUUCUAUGUAUUUUAGAGCAUUUGGAAUGUUUUGUUUACAUCUAAUAUCCAUCUAAAUGGCUAGUACAUCAAAAUUUUUGUUGAUCAAUGUAUUUUAAGUUAAUAAUUGAAUACCAUUUGUUAGUUGAAAUAAUCGUUAGUGUAUAAUAAUCAAAAGUAUCAGUUUCCUCAGGUUUAAAAAAGUCAAGUAAUUAUCUCUUUAAUUGUCCUUAUUAUUUCUAAUGAAAAAUGGACUUUCUAGUUGUAAUUAAACGAAGGUGCAAACUUAAUUUAACAAAAUUACAUUUUGGAAGUUGCUACACCUGGAUAUUUUUCAAUUUUCACAAAAUUUUUUGGUAAUUAAACACUCUUAUUUUAUUUUUCUCAAAAAAUGUUUUGUCUCAUAGUUUGAACAAAUAAAGAUUUUGGAAUAAAC
This is a messenger RNA of Diabrotica balteata, 3413 nucleotides long. Lineage: Eukaryota; Metazoa; Arthropoda; Insecta; Coleoptera; Chrysomelidae. The record is from the annotation of a GenBank genome assembly.